Messenger RNA from Yamadazyma jaroonii, 831 nucleotides. Lineage: Eukaryota; Fungi; Ascomycota; Pichiomycetes; Serinales; Debaryomycetaceae. The record is from the annotation of a GenBank genome assembly.
AUGUUAGGUGAAGAAAAGAAAGAUUAUAAAUGGGUAUCAACCUUACCAGAAAAUGAAUCACUUGUUACUGGUCUUCCAGACAGAGUUAUUGUUAUCACUGGUGCUAAUACUGGUAUUGGUGCUGCUGUUGCAAAAGGUGCUUUAGAAGCUGGUGCUAAAGCUGUUUAUAACAUUGAUUUAAGAGCUCCUCUUGAAGACAAUGAAUUCGCUGCCCUUCAAAAAGCUUACCCAGGUAAAGCUCAUUAUCUUAAUGGUGAUGUUACUAAAUUAGAUACCAUUGUUGCUGCUUUUGAUAAAGUUAUAGAAGCUGAAGGUACUUUAGAUGGUGUUGUUGCCAAUGCUGGUAUUACCAUCAGAAAAGGUUCUUUAGAAUAUACUCCAGAAGAAUGGGAUCUUAUCAUCAAUGUUAACUUAAAAGGAGUUGUUAAUACCGCUAAUGUUGCCAUUAAAAACUUCUUAAAAUUAGGUAAAAAAGGUUCAAUUGUUGUUACUGCUUCAUUAGUCGCUCACGGUACCAACAAAGCUGCUCCAUCAUUACCAUACCAAGCCACUAAAUCUGCUAUUUUAGGUGUUGUUAGAGGUUUAGGUUGUGAAUUCGCUUGUCAAGGUAUUCGUGUUAACUGUGUCAGUCCUGGUUAUAUUAGAACUGCUUUAACUACUUACCCUGAUACUGAUCCAUUAUGGAGUACUAAAUUAGAUAUCUGGGGUGGUAUGCACAGACUUGCUGAACCAAGAGAAUUAGCUGGUACUUACGUUUACUUACUUUCUGAUGCUUCAAGUUACACCACUGGUGUUGAUGUCAGAGUCCAAGGUGCCAUUGAUGCUUGGUAA